CCGAACUCGAUUCUCUGAACAGUGUAGACUAGAGGUAUGUAUAAAUAAACCGAAAGUCCGAAACAGUGUAUGAGAUAUCAUCAUCAUCAUUCACCAUCAACCUCUCCCUCGUCGCUUUCUCUACUUAAAUCAACUACAACCGUAACUACCACCGAUUCACGACAUGUUGCCACUUUCCCUUCUCAAGACUGCUCAAGGGCACCCUAUGCUGGUUGAACUGAAAAAUGGGGAGACAUAUAACGGCCAUUUGGUUAAUUGUGAUACAUGGAUGAACAUCCAUCUCAGAGAAGUCAUCUGUACCUCUAAAGACGGAGAUAGAUUUUGGCGUAUGCCUGAAUGCUACAUUCGUGGGAAUACUAUUAAGUACCUUCGAGUUCCUGAUGAGGUUAUUGACAAAGUCCAGGAAGAAUCCAAGACUCGAACUGAUCGCAAACCACCUGGUGUGGGACGCGGAAGAGGAAGAGGUAGGGAGGAUGGUGCUCCUGGACGUCAAGUAAAAGGAAUUGGGCGUGGCUUUGAAGAAGGUGGAGCUAAAGGGCCAGGAGGAGGCCGAGGCAGAAGCGGCCCAGGUGGAAAACCUGGUGGAAACAGAGGUGCAGGGCGAGGUAGAGGUUGAUUGGAAUAAAUGAGAUAUGGACUACCAGUACACAGAUGGGCCAGUUGCUGCUUUUAGAGGCAUUGGUGCCUGUUCAGAAGAUUUAUUGUUUAUGUUUCCUGUGCAUUAAUGGAUUUUUGGUUUCCAAUUAUUUUGCUUUUAUAUUCACCAAAAUAUUAUAGAUCUUAACAAAGCUUUACAUCACUUUCUAAUGCCCUGUCUAUUUGUACUCCUUUUUCUCCUCAAUGAAAAGUAAUAGUGGUGGUACAUGUUCUUUGUUUAAUGGUAAA
Messenger RNA from Cicer arietinum (chickpea), 885 nucleotides. RefSeq names its product probable U6 snRNA-associated Sm-like protein LSm4. The record is from RefSeq and is a predicted model, not a curated record. Gene Ontology annotation, biological process: nuclear-transcribed mRNA catabolic process; mRNA splicing, via spliceosome. Gene Ontology annotation, molecular function: RNA binding. NCBI's taxonomy places the organism in Eukaryota, Viridiplantae, Streptophyta, Magnoliopsida, Fabales, Fabaceae.